This is a messenger RNA of Aaosphaeria arxii CBS 175.79, 1848 nucleotides long. Its product is annotated as multicopper oxidase. Gene Ontology annotation, molecular function: copper ion binding; oxidoreductase activity. NCBI's taxonomy places the organism in Eukaryota, Fungi, Ascomycota, Dothideomycetes, Pleosporales. The record is from RefSeq and is a predicted model, not a curated record. The coding region runs from base 1 to 1848 and encodes 615 amino acids. The transcript is spliced from 12 exons.
AUGUUGCUCAAUCGCGUAGCAUAUCUUUUAUCCUUCGGGUCACUUGCUAUUGCGGGUGCCCUUCCUCCUUCUCGCGUGAUUGCAGAGAGGCAGGCUUCCACUUCUUCUCCAGUCCCCGACGGUCAAUGUACAAAUGGCCCUCGUACUAGGAAUUGCUGGAGCGAAGGUUUCAGCAUUGCCACCGACUUCGACGCAAAGGCUCCGCCGGCUGGAAAGACUGUCACUUACAAUCUCGAAGUGACCAAUACCACCAUCAACGCUGAUGGAAAUGGAACAAAACCAGCUAUGCUUAUCAACAAUCAAUAUCCUGGGCCUACCAUUCGAGCUGCUUGGGGAGACACUGUGAUUGUUAAUGUCAAGAACUCACUACAACAUAACGGCACUGGUAUCCACUGGCACGGUCUUCGACGUAAUUGCGGCUCCCCACGUGGACGGUUGCAAUUACUUCACAUGGUUCUCAGCUCUGCACCACACCGCUCCAGCGUCAACUUGAUCGUGGAACCUCAGCUUAACACCUGUCAGCACGAUGGUGUCCCUGGAAUUACUGAAUGCCCCAUUGCUCCCGGCAAAACUCGACAGUAUAUCUUCAGAGCAACCCAGUUCGGUACUUCCUGGUACCACUCGCAUUGGAGUGCUCAAUAUGGUGAAGGUGUCCUGGGCACGAUCAUCAUCGAUGGCCCGGCUACCGCCAACUAUGAUGAAGAUCUAGGUGUUUUGCCACUUACAGAUUACUACUACAAGCCAGCAUUCGAGAUCAACGAGCAAGCCCAAUUGUCUCGCACUGGUCCCCCUGCACCCGAUAAUAUUCUCGUCAACGGCACCCACAAGAACGGAAGGGGCGGUGGAAGCUAUUCAAAGAUUGUCGUCAAGCCGAACAAGAAGUAUCGCGUGAGGCUGAUCAACACUUCCGUGGACACGACUUUCCACGUCUCUUUUGACAACCACCCAUUUACGGUCAUGACCUCUGAUUUUGUUCCAGUCAAAUCAUUUGUCGCAAGCCAGCUCACGCUCAACAUUGGUCAACGAUACGACGUUGUGAUCACGACAAACCAAACAGCAGGCAACUACUGGUUCCGUGUUGGGCUUGGAACCGACUGUGGCGACAACAACAUUCUCGACUCGGGAAUCCCUCUCGGCGCUAUUCUGCGGUACGAAGGCCAGCCCGACGUCGAUCCGAGUUCGACCGGUGUCACAUUGGCGACGCACUGCAACGAUGAAGAGGGCCUGGUUCCGUUCGUGCCCAAUUCCGUACCCGCUUCCAUUAUUCCCGGAGAGGCGGCACUCGCACUCGCCAGCAAGCAAGAUAAUAGCACGGAGAACUUGUUCCGAUGGACGAUCGAUGGGUCCUCUUUGGUCGUACCUUGGACGCAGCCAAGUUUGAAGACAACACUCGAGGGAUCGGACAACUUCCACAGGGAGGAGAACAUCUACCGCAUGCCGACGAAAGAUAAGUGGUACCUCUGGCACAUCCAACAGCGCACUCCCAUCCCACUGCCCCAUCCUAUCCAUCUCCACGGCCACGACUUCUACAUUCUAGGCAGGGGCACGGGCGAGUGGGACGGUACGACCACGGGCCUCAACUUCCAGAAUCCGACGCGCCGCGACACGGCGAUGCUUCCCUCCCGCGGGUAUCUGCUCAUGGCGUUCCCCGCAGACAACCCUGGCCUCUGGGUCAUGCAUUGCCACAUCGCGUGGCACGCUUCUCAGGGUCUCAGCGUGCAAUUCUUGGAGCGAAAAGAUGAGAUCAAGGGGGCCAUCGGAAGCACAGCAGAGUUCGACAAGGGCUGCAGGGAAUGGAACGAGUAUUGGCCUACCCGGGUGUACAACCAGACCGACUCUGGUAUCUGA